Molecule: messenger RNA, 1505 nt
Organism: Apodemus sylvaticus (European woodmouse)
Lineage: Eukaryota; Metazoa; Chordata; Mammalia; Rodentia; Muridae
Gene: Art3
Product: ADP-ribosyltransferase 3 (inactive)
Exons: 10
Coding region: 129-1253 (374 amino acids)
Molecular function (GO): NAD+-protein-arginine ADP-ribosyltransferase activity; NAD+ poly-ADP-ribosyltransferase activity
Source: RefSeq, a predicted model, not a curated record
GGCGACUCACUGUCACUGUCAACAACAUCCUAUCCUGGAGGGAAGCUCUCCACAGCCGAGAGUGGGAAUCCGAGUGAGACAGGCAUCAUUUAAACUUCCUGAAAAGGCACAAACUCCAGACAAGAAAAAUGAAGAUGGGACAUUUUGAAAUGGUCACCACACUGCUGGCAGCCACAGUUCUAAUGGACGUCUUCCAGGUGAAGGCGGAAGUGUUAGACAUGGCGGAGAAUGCCUUCGACGACGAAUACCUCAAGUGCAACAGCAGAAUGGAAAUGAAGUACAUCCCGCAGAUGGAGAGGGAGGAGCGCGCCAGCGAUGCGCUCCUGCGGACCGUGUGGGACAAUGCAGGGAUCCAGUGGGAGGCGCGGAAGGCUCAGAUCUCCCUCCCGACGAACUUCAAGGAUGCCUACGGAAUAGCUCUGAUGGCCUACGUGACUGAGGCUCGGGAGCAGACUCCCUUUUACCACACGUUCAACAGUGCCGUGAGGACAGCCGGCCUGUCCCGAAGACGGUACAUCUACAACUUCCCGUUCAAGGCUUUUCAUUUUUACCUGGUAAGAGCCCUGCAGCUGCUGAGACGACCUUGCGAGAAAAGUUACAAAACCGUGGUGUACAGCACGAACCCAGACAUUUCAUUCACAUUCGGAGAGUCAGACCAAGUCAGGCUGGGCAACUUCACGUUGGCAUAUUCAGCCAAACCCGAGCCGGCUGACGCCCAGCGGCUGCUAACCAUCCGGACCUGCUUUGGAGUUGCCGUGGGAAAGUUUCUUAAUAAAGAAAAUGAAGAAGUUGUUUUAAUACCUCUGAGUGAGGUUUUUCAAGUGUCGAGGGAAGGAACUGGCCGCGACCUUAUCCUUCACAGCAUAAACAAUACCUGCAGCUACUACGAGUGUGCAUUCCUCGGGGGUCUAAAAACUGAAAACUGUAUUGCAAAUCCAGAAUAUAUUGACCCUAGGUAUCUCUACAAUCCCGAUACAGACAGUCAGAAGCUGGAAGACUCUGUGCCUGGAAUCAAACCCCGGGCCCCCUGCAAGCUAGGUAGGAACCGCCUUAACUCUGACAACGCAGAAAUUAAAGUGCUACAAACAGACGAAAAUCCUCACCUGCUGGAUGAAAAGCCUGCUCCUGGUCCGGUUCCAGUUCCAGGUCCGAAAUCCCAUCCUUCUGCAUCCGCUGGCAAUAUACUCCUUCCGUCAGCCACAGCAUCCACCGUUUUACUCAUCGCUUCUGCUGUAAAGGGCAUCGCGCUAUAGCUUGAAACGCUAUCUUAAUCUGCAAGAUGCUAUGGGGAUCCCACAGGAGGUCAAGAGAAAAAAAUGUAGUUCUUCGUGGACAGACUCACUGUAUAAAAGAAGAACUGUAUUAUCUGUUCCUUGUUUUACAAUUUAAAAAGCUGGCCCAGAGAGUGUCAUAGAAUUAACUUUUCAUUUCUGUAUUAAUUUUAGGAUUGCAAAAAUCCCAAAGCUGUAUACUCUUGAUCGGAUUCAAUAAAAAGUUUAAGUUUA